AAUCUUCGGUAUUGAAUACAAAAACUAACUAAAUUUCAUAAAAUCUCUGCCUAUCUUAUUGCCGGCUUCAUCAAAAUUGAAUACAAAAACAAUGGAGACGAAGAUGUUAUUGCUAUAUACACUGGCAAUAACAUGGAGUUAUAAUUAUUAUAUGGUGAAAGUCGCAAAAUCAGACGCAGGACUCAACUUUCUAAACGAAGGUUGCAGCAACUACAACGUCUCAAAUUUUAGAGAUUUCAUUAUCAACCUAAAUAAUUCUUUUAGCGACCUCAGGACGCAGAUCAAUGGCGGCAAGCAUUUUGCGACGACGCAGCAAUUUGGGGGCGCUGAUUCCGUGUAUGCUAUGAUCCAAUGCAGAGAUUAUAUGUCCAUCGCCGAAUGUCUCAGUUGUUUCACCGUUGCUUCUACUAAAAUACGCAAUUGCUCCGCCGCUAAUGGUGCUCGUGUCAUUUAUGAUGGCUGCUUUUUAAGGUAUGAGAGAAGUGACUUCUAUGGAGAAACCACUCGGGAUGCCAACCGCGAGUUUUGUGGGAAUCGAAAUACAUCAGCACUAGUUACUGCUUUCCAAACAGCAGUGAAAGGAUUGGUAAAUGAUCUUCAAAUCGCGACACCAAGGAUAAAUGGUUUCUUUGCUGCUAGUAAGAGGGAAGUUGUGGGCGCUAAUAAUGAAUCAGUAUACGGCAUUGCACAAUGUGUUCAAACCAUUGAUUCAGCAGGCUGCUUAGCUUGCAUGCAAGUAGCAUUUACCAACGUUCAGAGAUGCCCUCCUAUUGCAGACGGUAGGGCGGUCGAUUCUGGGUGUUUCAUGAGGUAUUCGGAUACACCAUUCUUCGCUGAUAACCAGACUAUUAAUCUUGAACCCUUCUUGAAAACAGGAAGUUCUGGCAAAAAGACAGCACUUAUUGGAGGAGUGGCUGGGGGUGGAGGCUUUCUUUUGUUUGUUGUUGUGUUAAUUGUUUGGUUUAAGCAUUCAAGGAGGAAGAAAGCUUCUAGAGGUGACAUAUUAGGAGCAACUGAAUUGCGAGGUCCUACAAAUUUCAGUUACAAAGACUUGAAAUCUGCAACAAAGGAUUUCAAAGAAGAAAACAAACUAGGAGAAGGAGGUUUUGGUGAUGUAUACAAGGGUACUUUAAAGAAUGGGAAAAUAGUUGCAGUAAAGAAACUAGCUCUAGGACAAUCACGAAGAGCAAAGGCAGAUUUUGCAAGUGAAGUUACACUUAUAAGUAAUGUUCAUCACCGGAACCUUGUACGCCUACUUGGUUGUUGUAGCAAAGGACCAGAAUUACUUCUUGUCUAUGAAUACAUGGCAAACAGCAGCCUUGAUAGAUUCUUAUUUGGUCAAAGAAAAGGAUCCCUUGUUUGGAAACAGAGAUUGGAUGUAAUCAUUGGAACAGCUCAAGGUCUUGCAUAUCUACACGAGCAAUUUCAUGUAUGCAUCAUCCAUCGAGACAUCAAACCAAGCAAUAUUCUUUUGGACGAUGAUUUCCAACCCAAAAUAGCAGAUUUUGGGUUGGCAAGGCUUCUGCCAGAUGACCAAACUCAUCUGAGCACCAAAUUUGCUGGCACAUUGGGAUACACAGCACCCGAGUAUGCAAUCCAUGGACAGUUAUCAGAAAAGGUGGAUACCUAUAGCUAUGGGGUAGUUGUCCUAGAAAUCAUCAGUGGCAGAAAGAACAAUGAGAUGAGAGUUGAUCCUGGCUCUGAUUACCUCCUGAAAAGGGCAUGGAGGCUAUAUGAGAAUGGCUCUCACCUGGAACUGGUGGAUGAAAGCUUAGAUCCAAAUGAAUAUGACGCAAAAGAAGUGAAGAGAAUCAUAGAGAUUGCCUUGAUGUGCACUCAAACUUCACCUGGCUUAAGGCCAACAAUGUCUGAAGUAGUUGUUCUGCUCAAAAGUAAGGGUUCACUAGAGCAUCCUCCACCAACUAGGCCUCCCUUUAUUGAUAAUGAAGAAAGGGUGGUUGUCCAUGGGGACAAAUCCACAUCUACCGCAUCCUCUUCAUCCAAUGCCACUGCUUCUAUCACCCAAAUCUCAGCUCGCUAACCUUUGUAGAUUCACAAAAUGUGAAGUGCAAAUUGGUUAGAAACCAUGAAGAUAUUUCAGUCAUAAGUAUAGUAGCUUUUCACAAAUGUAAUUAUGUUUCCAUGUUCAGAACCAUGGAGAAAAAUGCAAUCCUUUGAAAUUGAAGAUUAUUUUUGACGAA
Messenger RNA from Hevea brasiliensis (rubber tree), 2201 nucleotides. RefSeq names its product cold-responsive protein kinase 1-like. The transcript is spliced from 8 exons. Gene Ontology annotation, biological process: protein phosphorylation. NCBI's taxonomy places the organism in Eukaryota, Viridiplantae, Streptophyta, Magnoliopsida, Malpighiales, Euphorbiaceae. The coding region runs from base 92 to 2041 and encodes 649 amino acids. Gene Ontology annotation, molecular function: ATP binding; protein kinase activity. The record is from RefSeq and is a predicted model, not a curated record.